This is a messenger RNA of Lycium ferocissimum, 1185 nucleotides long. RefSeq names its product protein PYRICULARIA ORYZAE RESISTANCE 21-like. Bases 225 to 926 code for a protein of 233 amino acids. Lineage: Eukaryota; Viridiplantae; Streptophyta; Magnoliopsida; Solanales; Solanaceae. The record is from RefSeq and is a predicted model, not a curated record. The transcript is spliced from 3 exons. Gene Ontology annotation, molecular function: metal ion binding.
AUUGCACAUGGAGAGUAUAUAGUCAGCAACCUUAAUUAGGUCCCCCCACAUUUUAGUGGCUGCCACUUUAGAUUAUAUCAUUAAUUUCAACUUCCAUCCGAUUCGUGUUCCUACUUUAUUCCUUCCAUUUAACAAAUUUUUUCCUCAUACUAUAAUUAAAACUAUUCUCUUUUCCUCCUCUCUUCUCUCAACAUAGAAUUCAUUUUUCUACAAGAGUAUCAACCAUGGGUGGUGAAAAGACAGGGAAGCCCACCAUUAUGGUGCUCAAGGUUGAUCUUCAAUGUUGCAGCUGCUACAAGAAGGUUAAAAAAAUUCUCUGUAAAUUCCCUCAAAUUAGAGACCAAGUAUAUGAUGAGAAGGCCAAUACAGUUACAAUCACUGUGGUAUGUUGCAAUCCUGAGAAACUUCGCGACAAAUUGUGUUGUAAAGGAUGUGGAUUGAUCGAGAGCAUUGAAAUCAAAGAGCCUGAAAAGCCCAAACAGCUUGAAAAGCCAAAGGAGCCCGAAAAGCCCAAAGAGCCCGAAAAGCCCAAGGAGCCCGAAAAGCCCAAAGAGCCCGAAAAGCCUAAGCAGCCCGAAAAGCCCAAGAGCCCGAAAUGUCAACCACGUUGCCACCACCAGGAUAUUGUUGUGGAGAAUGUUAUGAAGGUUAUACCGGUGGCCCAUGUUAUCAUUUGCACGGAAGACUUGUCCCUCCACCCCCGAGAUAUUGUUGUGGACAAUGCUAUGAAGGCUCGACGGGGGGCCCAUGUUAUCAUUCGCACGGAAGACCGGUCACUCCGCCCUCAGGAUAUUGUUGCACAGAAUGCUACGAAGGCUCUACGGGGGGCCCAUGUUAUCAAUUGUAUGGAAGACCGGUCCCUCCGACCCCGUGUUACGAUAACUAUGGGCCUGGGCCGUAUGGCUACCGAAGGGGCUGUCGUGUGAGCAUAUGUGAUGAGUACUUCUAUGAAGAAAAUCCCACAGGAUGCUCAAUUAUGUAAGGUGGCUGGCAGCUUGAUUGUUAUAGGUCAUUAUCUAGGCUUAUCAAUGUAUCUUUUGAUUGGGCUCCUCUUAAUAUGGUUGUCUUUUUUCUUUACAGAUAGCUUUUUAUCAUCAUUUGCUUUUUCUUUUGUCAAAUAGAAUAAAAGUCGUUAACCCUCUUGUUGGUAAAGCUUUGAUUAAUAAAUGUCAUUUUUCAACAUUA